This is a messenger RNA of Elephantulus edwardii (Cape elephant shrew), 1572 nucleotides long. RefSeq names its product major facilitator superfamily domain containing 4 (gene SLC60A1). Gene Ontology annotation, biological process: transmembrane transport. NCBI's taxonomy places the organism in Eukaryota, Metazoa, Chordata, Mammalia, Macroscelidea, Macroscelididae. The record is from RefSeq and is a predicted model, not a curated record. Bases 1 to 1572 code for a protein of 523 amino acids. The transcript is spliced from 10 exons.
AUGGCCUGCGACGGCCGCGUGUCGGCGAUGCUCCGCCGCAACCUGCAGCCCACGCUCACCUACUGGAGCGUCUUCUUCAGCUUCGGCCUGUGCAUCGCCUUCCUGGGGCCCACGCUGCUGGACCUGCGCUGCCAGACGCACAGCUCGCUGUCCCAGAUCUCCUGGGUCUUCUUCUCGCAGCAGUUCUGCCUCCUGGUGGGCAGCGCCCUCGGGGGCUUCUUCAAAAGGACGCUGGCCCAGUCCCUGUGGGCCCUCUUCACCUCUUCUCUGGCCAUCUCGCUGGUGUUUGUCAUCAUCCCCUUCUGCAGCAACGUGAAGAUGCUGGCCUUGGUCAUGGCGCUGGCGGGCCUGGCCAUGGGCUGCAUCGACACUGUGGCCAACAUGCAGCUGGUGAGGAUGUACCAGAAGGACUCUGCCGUCUUUCUUCAGGCGCUCCACUUCUUUGUGGGCUUCGGUGCACUGCUGAGCCCCCUCAUUGCCGACCACUUCCUCUCUGAGACUGACUGCUCACCUGCCAAUGGAACAGCCAACAUCACCUCCAGCAGCCGCCUGUUCCAUGCACACCAGGUCCUGGGCCAGCACCGCCCUGAAGUCCUGCCUCGGGCCAACCAGACGCACCUGGGGCCGCCUUCUGAGAGCUGGACGGGAACACAUGUGUCGUACGCCUUCUGGAUCAUGGCCUUGAUCAACCUUCCAGUGCCAGUGGCUGUGCUGUUCUUGCUCUACAAGGAGCAGCUGCUGACCUGCUGUCCCCAGAAGAUGCCCCUGCUCCUGCCUGCAGAUGAGCUGGCCCUGGAGACACAGCAGCCGCAGAUGGAAGAUCCCUCCUCGCUGCCCCCGAAGCUGCAGCCAGACUCAGGGCACGAGGACCUGUUUAACUGCUGCCAGAGGACCAACUUCAGAGGGGCUCCCAGUUCCUUCUUUGCCAUCCACAUCACAGCUGCUCUGGUCCUGUUCAUGACAGAUGGCUUGACGGGGGCAUACUCCGCCUUUGUAUACAGCUAUGCAGUGGAGAAACCCCUGUCUGUGGGACACAAGGUGGCUGGCUACCUCCCCAGCGUCUUCUGGGGCUUCAUCACCCUGGGCCGGUUCUUCUCCAUUCCCAUCUCUUCCCGACUGAAGCCAGCCACCAUGGUUUUCAUCAACAUGGUUGGCGUGGUGGCGACAUUCCUGGUGCUUCUCAUUUUCCCCUACAACGUCAUCUUCCUGUUUGUGGGGACAGCGAGUCUGGGGCUGUUCCUCAGUAGCACCUUCCCCAGCAUGCUAGCUUACACUGAGGACAUUCUCCAUUACAAAGGCUGUGCAACCACGGUGCUGGUGACGGGGGCGGGGAUCGGCGAGAUGGCACUCCAGCUGCUGGUUGGUUCGAUAUUCCAGGCUCAGGGCAGCUACAGCUUCCUGGUCUGUGGCGUGAUCUUUGGUUGCUUGGCGUUUGCCUUCUAUGUCUUGCUCCUGUUUUUCCACAGGAUGCACCUUGGACUCUCAUCAGCCCCUGCCCACGACAAAUCAUUUGGGAUGGAGUUUUCAGAGUGCUACCAGAGGGAGGUGAAGCUGGGGGAGGAAGGCACGUGA